Musa acuminata AAA Group (dessert banana) is the source of this 774-nucleotide messenger RNA. RefSeq lists its product as uncharacterized. The coding region runs from base 1 to 774 and encodes 257 amino acids. The record is from RefSeq and is a predicted model, not a curated record. Lineage: Eukaryota; Viridiplantae; Streptophyta; Magnoliopsida; Zingiberales; Musaceae. The transcript has a single exon.
AUGGCGCUAUUCGGGACUUCAGACGCCCUGAUGUGCCGGGCGUUCCCGACGACCUUGCGAGGACCAGCCCGCGCGUGGUACAACGGCGUGAAGCCAGGUACCAUCGCCUCCUUCGACCAGCUCGCCAAGGAUUUCGAGCUUAACUUCCUAGCGUACUCCCGACCAAAGCCAUCCAUGGCGUUGCUCUUGGGGCUCAACCAUAAGGAGGACGAGCCCCUUUCUCACUUUGUGAACCGGUUUACGACGCAAAUCCGUGGAUUAUCGGAUGCUCACCCCUCUCUCUUGAUGCAGGCCUUCAUGACCGGCCUGCGGCCGUCCAGGUUCUUCUGGUCCCUCGUGGAAAGGCCCCCCGUCGCGGUCCCUGAGAUGCUCCAACGGGCCAGUCAGUUCAUCGCCGCAGAAACCUGGAUGGUGGGAAGGCGAGAAGAGCACAGAAAGGUCAAGUCGGAGCCGCCUCGACACCAGCAACCCACCACCUCCCGGCGAAAGUUGGACAGGCCUGACCCAAGGCCUCCUCUUCCCGCCUUGAACUCUUCCCGGACAGAGAUAUUCCUACACGAAAGGGGGAAGGGGCUGCUCAGGGACCCCCACCCGAUGAAGAACCCGCGAGAGCUCGCAGACCGCUCAAAGUACUACCGAUUUCAUCGACAGCACGGGCACGACACGGAGCAGUGUUACGAGCUAAAAAGACAAAUCGAGGAACUCACUCAGACACAAAACACUCAGAGGCUCUUCUUCUGCCUCACCCACAAUCCCCUCCACAUCUUUCUCUAA